UUCAUAUUUAGUUUUAAAAUAGGAAGCUUUAACUUAUGCAUAAGUCGCAAUUGUGUUAAACCGAGGCAAAAUGGCUUUCACGAGCUUGGUUUUGGGUUGCUUAGUCCCGACGCUACUUAAAGGCUGUCUUGUCGAAGAUGCUGAAGAUCUAUACGGGUUUCCAAUGCGGAAGGUUGAUACUUACUACGAUGGUGGCGAUAUAAUAAACGACGGCCUGAUUCCUGACAAAUGGUACCGAACAGUUCACAUGAACAAACAAUUUUUACUUCUUGACAGCAACGGUGCUGACAACUGGAAUCUAACCUUUGGAAUGUGUGGAACAUUAUAUCCUAUCUACUUACAGGACCCACAUCCUGAUACUGCAACACUGACUAAUGAGUCAGUCCAAGUUACAGCUUGCACACUGAACCUCAACACGGCGUGUUUACCAGCGUACACCAUUCAUAUUCGGAAAUGUGGAAAGGAAGUGCAGUACCUUCUUACAGCUUCUAUUGCAUACGGAGGAUACUGUUUCGACGAAGGUCAGACACUAUACGGUCCCCAAACCGUGCCAGCGCCCGAACUAGAUGAUGUUGAUCUUGGGUUUAUCAAUGUCACCACUAGAGUAAUUCACACAAGCACACUUAGCCCGCUGUUUGGACUCCUAUAUACACCAACUACCUAUUUCGUGUGCACGUUUAACAUGAAACCCACAUAUUUCUACACUGUCAAUUGGUACAUUGAGGGUAAUUACUUGACCACCACGGGUCCUUCUAAUGAUUCCAUAGAACUAGCAUUAACAGAAAAAACUAUAAUGGACUCGGUUCGUCCUGGGUUUACGAUUAGAUGCGGUGUUCUAGUCUCAGUACUUGAGGAAAGCCAGAAAACCGACGAAGUUCCCGGUGAAGAGUUUUUUGCAGGAGUCAAAAUUGAACAUAGAACAAUACAUUUACCAAAAGGAGGAAGUGGAGAAAUUGUAUUGAAAACAACGAUCCCAGUGGCUUGUCAAUAUUUUGAACGUCGUUCUAUUUCUAAUCAGUGUACAUUGACAUUAGAGAUGGGUAAAAAGAAAAUACUUCAAUGCACCGGAAACGUACAGGGCACCACGGACUGCAGCAAUGUGCUAACAUCGCUGACUGCAAAUGGAACCUUUGAGCCAGCAGAGAUACGGUUCCCAAUUGUUACUGUGGACAUAAAUUACAACGACAAAAGCGUGUUUGACAUCGAUCUCAGCUUUGGUCCGCACACAAGCGCGUUAUGGCAUAAUUAUGUUCUUCCGAGUGUCCGGGUCAUUGUCGAGGACUCAGAUGAGCACAAAAGCAAGUGGUGCUACUCUCAUAUCGAUCCGCAUAUGAAGACUACAAAAGGAAGUCAUUACGAACAACAGCGAAAUGCCGGGGUAUAUAUGAUGUACAUUAAUAAGGAGUAUGAUAUUGAGGUUCAGCAGAAAACUAAACUAUGCAACAGAAAUCGUGCAAUGUGCGCCUGUGGUGUUGCUGUUCGUGCGGGGAAGGACGUGUUCAUGAUCAACAGAUGCGGAUCAAUCCAUUACAUUGAUUUUUCCCAUUGUGGCGAAGGUGGAAUAUUGGAGGUUCUAGAAAUAAACUCUAAAAAAUACAGGGUUCUGACACCAAUUGGAACACGGAUUGAAAUACAUCUUCAUGGCGGUAGCUAUGAAGGAACGAUGAAUAUAGACAUAUACAUGGCUCCUAAAGAUUUAAGCAAUAUUGAAGGAUUAUGUGGAACAUUUAACAAUGAUGCCACUUAUGAGUUUUUGGGCAGUAAUGGUCAGCAAAUACAGAAUAAGAACGACUUCGCUGAGUCAUGGAGAAUGGACACAGACACUCAAAAUACAGGUUUGAAAGAAAAGAAUCUUUUUAUCAACCCAGAUCGAAGUUUGCAGUCAUGGAAAGAAAGAAAUCAUUUGUACUGCUUUUGUCAAAACGGAGCCGCGAACUGUUCCUCUACUCAAUAUUAUACGUGCUCAUUUCCAAACAACAUAACGCCAUUAAAAUGCCAUGUUUCCCAAGGAUACAGGAAAAAACGAGGAACAGAUUCUCACAUGAAAGAGUUGCGGCGACUUUUUGAUUUGAUGAACUCUGUCGACCCACCUAUGCACUAUUUGUAUAAGCGUCAAGCAGAGGCCCAGAACAUAUCUGCAGCAGAUGCGCAUGACGCAUGCACGGCUUUAAUAAACGGAAGUUUGGCGGUGAAGAGUUAUUCAGAUUUGUCGGCUCUUGAAAAUCCCCAAGAAGUUAUAAAUAACUGCGCGUUUGAUGUUAUGGUUGGCGGAACGUUAGUUUGGGCAAACGCACAUGUGGAGUCUUAUAAUGACGCGGUGAAGAAUAUGAUUGACUUACAACCGGAAUAUGCGGCUAACAACACUGAGAGGAUAGACGUUUUUCUAGCAAAUACUUGCCCAUCUAACUGCACAGGAAACGGAAAUUGCACACUCAUUGAUACUAGUCAGGAAGGCGUGUGCGUUUGCGAUACAUUUUAUCAUGGAGCUGAUUGUUCGAUCGAUGAAAGGGAUCCGUUGAUUAUAGACGACAUUGAAACAGGGGGCGAAUGCGACACUGCUGAAAGGUCCGACGACUGUCAAUGUUUUGCGAUAAGGAGCGGUGCCAUUCUGCGUUCCAUUCAAUGCACCGUUAAGACAUUCAAGAUAUCUAUAAAUGGGACUGAAGAACUAGUUUCUAAAUAUCGUUCAAACGGUUCAUACGAAGAUAUAUUCACUGGGGCCUGCUGUUCCGAUCUUAACAAGUAUGCCGUCGAUGCAUUUGCAGUCAAGUACGAGGUUUCAGCAAGUAACGAUGGCUCUAAUUAUGGCAAUACCAAAACUGUCUAUGUGUUUGAUUCGACAUGCCAACAUGUUGCUUACGAUGAAAAUACGAACGGAACUGUCGUUUUAAACACCAAAAGCGGAUGCUUUAUCGACAACACGUGUCAUUUUGAUGGUGAAAUUUCUCAGUUUAAUAAUACUUGUCUGCGUUGUAACGCCUCUGCCAAUGCUACUGGCUGGUCUGAAGCACAUUGUACGACAACGACGGCUAUUGCCACAAUUACAACAAACCCUACAACAACUAUCGAAGAAUCUGCAACAACAACUGCAGUACAAACGCUAACUACCGCUCAACCUACGAUUACUACAGCUCAACCUACGAGUACUACAGCAGAACCUACGACAACUACUGCCGAACCUACGACAACAACUGCAGAACUAACGACAAGUACUGCAGCGCCUACGACAAUUACUGCAGAGCCUACGACAACUGUUGCAAAACCUACGACAACUACUGCAGAGCCUAUGACAACUACUGCAGAGCCUACGACAACUACUGCUGAACCUACAACAACUACUGCUGCACCCACGACAACUUCUGCAGCACCCACGACAACUUCUGCAGAACCAACGACAACCACUGCAGAGCUGACGACAACAACUGCAGAGCCCACGACAACUACUGCAGAACCUACGACAACUGCUGCAGAGCCUAUGACAACUAUUGCAGAGCUGUCGACAACUACUGCUGUACCUACAACAUCUACUUCAGCACCAACGACAACUUCUGCAGUACCCACGACAACUGCUGCAGAACCAACGACAACCACUGCAGAGCUGACGACAACUACUGCAGAUCCUACGACAACUACUGCAGAACAUACGACAACUACUGAAGAGCCUAUGACAACUACUGCAGAGCUGACGACAACUACUGCUAUACCUACAACAACUACUUCAGAACCAACGACAACUACUGCAGAGCUGACGACAACUACUGCAGAGCCUUCGACAACUACUGCUGAACCUUCGACAACUGCUGCAGAGCCCAAGACAACUACUACUGAACCUAAGACAACAAUUGCAGCACCCAUAACAACUUCUGCAGCACCCAAGAUUUCUACUGCAGAACCAACGACAACCACUGCAGAGCUGACGACAACUACUGCAGAGCUGACGACAACUACUGCAGAGUCCACGACAACUACUAAUGAACCUAUGACAACUGCUGCAGAGCCUACGACAUCUACUGCAGACCUUACGACAACUACUGCUGAAUCUACGACAACUGCUGCAGAGCCUUCGAUAACUUCUGCAAAACCUACGACAACUACUGCAGCACCAACGACAAUUUCUGCAGCACCCAUGACAACUACUGCAAAACUAACGACAACUACUGCAGAGCUGACGACAACUACUCCAGAGUCUUCGAUAACUUCUGUAGAACCUACGACAACUAUUGCAGCAUCCACGACAACUUCUGCGGAACCUACGAUAACUACUGCAGCAUCCACGACAACUUCUGCAGCACCCACGACAACUGCAAAACUAACGACAACCACUGCUGAGCUGACGACAACUACUGCAGAGUCUACGACAACUACUGCUGAACCUACGACAACUGCUGCAGAGCCUACGACAACAACUGCAGAACCUACGACAACUGCUGCAGAGCCUACUACAAACAUUGCCGAUUGAACGCUAACAAGACGAUAUUAUUGAAUAUCCAACCUCUUAAUAAUAUAAGCCAAGAUAUGUCUUGUUCGAACAGCACGUAUGGCCAAUUCCCGCCUUGCGAAAAGUUAAACUGGAUACCAAGGGCCAAAAUAUACACACCAUCUUCGUUCACGAAAGAUUCCAUAAACGGAGAAUCAAGUUAUA
Mya arenaria is the source of this 4642-nucleotide messenger RNA. RefSeq names its product von Willebrand factor D and EGF domain-containing protein-like. NCBI's taxonomy places the organism in Eukaryota, Metazoa, Mollusca, Bivalvia, Myida, Myidae. The record is from RefSeq and is a predicted model, not a curated record. Bases 71 to 4459 code for a protein of 1462 amino acids. The transcript is spliced from 23 exons.